Pelobates fuscus (common spadefoot toad) is the source of this 2825-nucleotide messenger RNA. RefSeq lists its product as uncharacterized. Bases 35 to 2725 code for a protein of 896 amino acids. Gene Ontology annotation, molecular function: protein binding. The transcript has 15 exons. Lineage: Eukaryota; Metazoa; Chordata; Amphibia; Anura; Pelobatidae. The record is from RefSeq and is a predicted model, not a curated record.
AAACAUCCACCAUAGAGUGCAGUGAUCAGGAGGAAUGGAUUGUAAUAUACCCCCAAGCAAUGUGAUUCCUGCAGUAGCUGCAAGGCUAAAAUAUUAUGUUGAAGUUCAAAGAAAAGAAGUUGGGUUCGAUCUGUCUGUAAACCAAAAUGAAACUGUUGAAAAUUAUAAACUGUACCAACUUUCAAAGGGCCAUGCGCCUCAUCAAAUCCAGAGAAUCAAGAAGAUAUUUUUGGAUAAUCAGAUGGAAACAUCUAUUCGAAUAUGCUCUGCAAAAGUAGUUGGAGAACAAAACAAAAAGAUACAUAUAGAUCCAGAGAAGAAACAACAUGUACAAAGAAAAAUAAAAGAUAAAAUGUCAUCUAUUUCUAAUAAGGAUCUCAAUACCGCUAACAAUAUUUAUCCAAGAAGAGUUUAUGUAAAACCCAGAACAAGUGACUUGGAAGAAAUCUCUUCACAUCUCUAUGAAACUUCUCCUCCCGAUAUGUCUCAAGAAGAAAUUACAAGACUUAUCUCCUCAGCUGCAAAACUCAUCGUAGCCACUACUUCAGGAAAACCCCAUCAAUGGGUUCCUACAUUUCAUAAGGAAAAACUGCCUUCUUCAAAAUGGAACAAUUCCCAGAGCCUUUUACCUUAUCAUCAGAAGAACAGAAUUGGCAGUAGUUCAAAGACGAAGGUGGAUGGGCCCCGAUAUUCCUUAUGUUUGAAGAUUCCAUCACAAGAAUCCUGCUCAGGUCCAGAUUGGCCAUCUCAUGGUGAAUCUGUUAAAACGCACAGUAAGGAAGACAUGGACCUUAGCGUUAACAAGAACCAAACCGAAAUAGACUCUAAGGAGACCCACAAAGAUGAUGUUGAAUAUAAAAUUACAAUACACACUGGAACAAGAUCUACGUCAGAAGCCAAGCAGGUCCUGUUGAUUACAUUAGUUGGUGAAAAGGGCAGAACUGAAAAACAAUACCUUGAAAACUCGUCAGCUAAUUCCAUCCCUUUCCGUUCGGGACAGGUGGACAUCUUUAAUCUAAAGACAAAGAACGUCGGAAAACUAAAAUAUGUAAUAAUAAGGAUGAAAGAUAGAGAUGCAAACUGCAGGUUCUAUUGCAGGGAUAUUAUUGUGAAGAAAGAAAAAACUGAAGACGAGAAUUAUAUUUUUCAUUGUAACAAGUGGCUUUCUUCAUUUCAAACCGUAGUACCCAUACAUGCACACACCAAAACAAGUGCUUCUACACCUGUUCCUCCAAUAGAUGACUUACAGGAAAAAACGUGGACAAAAAACGAAAAGUAUAAAGCUAAAAUUAAAAAAUUUAAAGAUGGAAAAGUCUCUUCUAAGCUACUUUCAAAGAAGGCUGAAAAGUCCACGUGCGGAAGAAGGGAAGUUGUGAAAGAAAGUAAUUCAGGAGGCUUAGGAACAGCAUUUUUUUCAACCCCGAAAUCAAAGUCUCGUGUCUCACCCACAUCUGUGGGAACAAAAUAUUACAUGUCUGUGUUUGGAAACUCCCAAGAGGUAUUGAAUAGUUCAGACAAUAAAAAUUAUUUGAAAACAACUUCAGACGAAGAAUUGGAAUCAAAUAAAAAAUGUUCCACUUUACUGCCUAGCCCGAUGGACUCGCAAGCCAAUACCAUGAUGGAAAAUACAAACGAAGGUUCAUUGGGUGAGAACAACAUUUUAGAAGAUGAGAAAAACUUUGGUCCUGAUGUAGAUCUGCAGAUCCAGAAUACCAUCCCAGGAGAUGUUGUGAAAGAGCAUAGAAAAGCAAGCAGUCCAGUCAGCUAUGUGUUCUUUUCACAUGAGUUGAAGGGGGAUUCUCCUCUUAUAAUCGAGCCAUACAGACAUUCUCCAACAGAGAACAUCAGUAAUAUAGAUAAUCAAAGCAAGAGAGAACGUAAAAUGUCAACACCUGCUCUGGCUGUGGAAACCCAGUCAACCACUUGUGAUGAAGAGAACUAUAAUGAUAGAACCUCAAAGCAUCCCUUGCUACAGGAGACUCUUCAAGACCUAAUAACAAAGUCAAGUGCUAGCUCAGUUGCAGCUGAAUCAGAUCCCAUGGAUGGCAACUUGGAAAAUAUAGAAAAGGCAGGUCGUCAUGUUACUCAAGAUAACUCGACUGGACACAAUGAAUUCCAAAUAGUUCCAGUGGCUCAGAUGCCGCAGUCAUUAGAAAAUUACAGUUUGGGUGAUGGAGAUGAAAGCAUCUACGUGUCGGACACAACCCUGGAAGAGGAUUAUUUGUUCUCGGAUAGAUCUUCGGCUUUACAUUUUUCAGAAGAUGAAGAAUCAAAUACUGACAGUUCAGGCAGCAAGUCAGAAAAUACUUUUAGGAAAGACAUGAGGAGAAAAGUAACGAAACCAGCUGUGAUAUCAAAAAGAUCGGAGUCCGUGGGAGACAGCACACGUAUUUUUCAAAUUGCUUUAGCUGCGAUAACGAAUAACGAUACAACCGAACUUAAGAAUCUGUGCCGUCGCAAUUUCUUUCUGCUCAGUUCAACAGACAAAGAAGGUAAAACGCUCCUUCACCAUGCAGCAAGUCAAGGGAGUGACAACAUCUGCCAGGUUCUUCUAGCGACAAAUGUUGGGAUGAUAAACAUUGACAGACAGGAUAUUUUUGGAAAGACAGCUUUGCAUUAUGCUAUGGAAAAUGGUAACAACAAGACGAUAAAAUUACUGUUGAAUAAUGGAGCAAAGCCAGAAUUUCCUGAUGAAAAUUCCAAAACUUUCUGGAUGUUACAUUGAGAUAAAUACAAGAGAAGUGAUAAUGAUAACGCAAGGAGGUGACAAUUGUGAAUAUAUCCAAAAAAAAAAAAGAUACAAAGAACGAAGUUCAAUCUAGAGA